Messenger RNA from Oreochromis niloticus (Nile tilapia), 2011 nucleotides. It is a transcript of the gene thap11, whose product is annotated as THAP domain containing 11. Gene Ontology annotation, biological process: regulation of transcription by RNA polymerase II. The coding region runs from base 31 to 861 and encodes 276 amino acids. The transcript has a single exon. Gene Ontology annotation, cellular component: nucleoplasm. NCBI's taxonomy places the organism in Eukaryota, Metazoa, Chordata, Actinopteri, Cichliformes, Cichlidae. The record is from RefSeq and is a predicted model, not a curated record. Gene Ontology annotation, molecular function: RNA polymerase II cis-regulatory region sequence-specific DNA binding.
CGCAGAUUUAGCCUCGGCGCUGAAGUAAAUAUGCCUGGGUUCACCUGCUGUGUCCCCGGCUGCUACAACAACUCGCACCGGGACCGGGAAUUGCGCUUCUACACGUUUCCUAAGGACACCGCACUCAGAGAGCAGUGGCUGAGGAACAUCUCCCGGGCCGGGGUCAGCGGCUGCUUCAGCACCUUCCAGCCGACUACGGGGCACCGAGUCUGCAGCGUGCAUUUCGCCGGCGGGAGGAAAACCUACAGCAUCCGAGUGCCGUCCCUCUUCCCUCUGCGAGGGGUGAAUGAGCGCAGAAGUCGGCGGGGCAGAGGCAGGAAAGUGUCCGCGGCGGUUCCCGCGCCCGCCGCAGCUGCGACCUCCGGGAUUGUUGUCACCAGUACCGUGCUGGGCAGCACCGCAGAAGGAGCCGAGGCCAACGCAGGUGGGGAGGCGAGCGAUGACAGCAUCACCGUGGUGCAGAUAGGCCAAAACGGGGAGUACCUGGGCACCGCGCGACUGCCCGUCCAAACGGAGGGGACUUCUUACACGGGGCAGGUCGGCGGUGCAGCCGAGGUCACGGCUGGCGACUCCCAGGCGGACACCUCAUCCGCGGCGGCACCCGUGCAGUAUGUCAGCGUGACCAGCAGCCCGCUGGACCACUCGUACUCUCUGACCACCGGCACCACGUCGGCCGAGCUGCUGAGGAAGCUGAACGAUCAGCGGGACAUCAUCGCGCUCAUGGAGGUGAAGAUGAAGGAGAUGAAGGCGACCAUUCGUCAGCUCCGGGUGGCGGAGGCCAAGCUGCAGGAGGAAGUGCGGGAACGGGACCGGCUGCUGUACGGCAACACGGUGGCUGCUAACGUUCGGAAGAAAAUCUGAUGGGAUGGGUGAACAUCCCCGGAGACGAGCCGUUACACAGACUCAGACUGACGGAGAGCAGGAGACAGCAGAUCCAGCCCCGAUUUCUACGAAACUGAGAGCGAUGACAAUUUAUUUUCAACAAGUAGAGCUGAUUUUUAUUUUAUUUGUGUUUAUUUUUUUUUGUAGGCUGGCUAGUUGAUGUAGCUGAUAGUAAUAAACUUAUUGCUAUUCUCAUUGAAACAUGCACAGUCCGCCUCUGGUCUGCAGCCAAACCAAGAUCACAUGAAUCCAUUCAGAUGAGACUCGUAGUUUGCACAGACUCACAUGUUUGACUUAUUUAUGACGGGACAGACUGAGGGGACACCGGCGAGGAACAUGCUCAAAACUGCCUAGCUGCAUAAAGUGUUUUUUGUCCUUAAGCUGUUUUUGUUUUGUUUUUCCAACUGAGUUUAGGAGGCUCUUGUUGCAAAAACAGGAAAACAAAAACACCCCACAAUAACAUGCAAAAAUGCGCCAAGAUGAAGUAUCUAUAGGAUUUUGUUUUAACCAAAACACUAAUCUUGGCCUGCUUAUGGUUGUAGUGAACUAAAUAAAACUCUACCACGACUGUUUCAGAGUUACCAUUAAAGGUACCUUAAGAUUAUUUCCAUUAUUUUUGUUGCUAGAAGUAUUUUUGCAACUGAGAAGAAAAAAAAAAGACUUGAAGAAGUUCCUCAAAGCUUUAAAGGGCACUUAAAAUGAAUUGUUAUUAAAGGAUGCUUCUUGGGGACGUUUUUUCCAUAGUUUUUGGGAAGCAGCACGUGCUUCUUUUUUCUUUUUUUUGGUGUUAUUUAAACAUUUUACGUGCCUCUUCACUAUUUUCCACGCAGAUGAUUAGUGGCCACAUAUUUGUCCUGUUCAUCAGUGUUUUAAGCAUAGGAUAUUACAAACAUUUCAUAUUUUUGAAGCUGAUCUGGCAGCUCAUUGUUUAAGACUGGCAAGUUAUUUCUCAAGCCAACAAGCAUUUUGUCUCAUAGCAGCAUUUUAGAGACUUCUGGUGGGAAAAAAGGAUCCGACAGUGUUUCUGUUGUUUUCUUUUUAAACCUUCAUUGAUAUUGGGGGGGUUUGGCUCAUGUGAUCUCAUCUCCAGACUGCAGCUGAGGGGUUUGUUUUAGAAAAAACAAUAAAA